AUGUUAACAUUUUCAAAAAAAUUUUUAUUCAGCUCAAAAAAAUUAUAAAGUUGCUACAUCGUAGCUGCUAAAAGAACUCCAAUAUAUCCUUACUUAGGAAAAUUAGCAAAAUUUAGAGCUCCAGAUUUGGCAGGAUUUUCUAUUUAGAGUGCAAUUAGAGAUAUUAAAUUAUAGCCUGACUAAAUUGAUGAAGUAUUUUUAGGAGUUGCUUUACCUGCCAUGAUAGGAUAAAAUCCAGCAAAGUAAGCAGCUUUAUUAGGAGGUGUUGAUAUAGAAGUUCCUUGCAGCACUGUUAAUAAAGCUUGCAGUUCUGGAUUAAAAUCUGUUAUAGUAGGUGCAAAUAGUAUUAAUGUUGGCUAUAAUCAAUGCGUAGUCACUGGUGGAUUUGAAAGUAUGUCAAAUGUUCCUUUCUACAUGUACCAAUAAAGAAGAGGAAAGUAAUUCGGAGAUUCAAAGUUGCUAGAUGGUAUUUUAAAUGAUGGUGUUUAAGAUAAGUAUUCAGAAUAACCUUUGGGUUAUUUAGCAGAAUAGCUUUGCAAAAAUAUGAAAUUCUAAAAACAAACUGUUGAUGCUGUGGCUAUCGCUUCAUAUGAAAGAGCAAUCGAAGCUAGAGAUAAUGGAUUCCUUGCAAAAUAAAUAUCACCAAUAUAAUAUCACGAUGGACAAGGAAAAGUUUUUAGCAUUAAAGAUGAUGCUAAUCUUGAAUAAUAUGACUAAGAAAAAAUAUUGAAUGAUACAGCUUUUUAUGCCAAAGAAGGGAUUAUCACUUAAAGCAAUCAAAGUAAUUUUGCAGAUGGAGCUGCAACAUUAAUAUUGAUGAGUGAGGAGAUGGUAAAAUAAUUAAAUAUAAAGCCAUUAGCUAGAAUUUUAGGUUAUUAGCAAGUCGAAAAAGAGCCUUUAGAGUAUGCUAUGGCAAGUGUUGAAUCAUGCUCUUAGUUAAUAAAACAAGCAAAUAUCAAAACAUAAAAUAUAGAUUUAUUCGAAAUCAAUGAAGAUUUCCCUUCUACUGUUCUUGCUCAUUUAGUAAACUUAGAUAUUGAUUACGAAAAAGUUAAUGUAUUUGGUGGUACUAUAGCAUUCGGCAAUCCUUUAGGCAUGACAGGAGCUCGUUUAUUGGUUAAUUUAGUCUAUGGUUUAAAAGAAAAAAAUGGAAAAUAUGGUAUUGCAUCUUUAGGAAAUGCAGGUGGUGGUAGUACCUCUGUUUUAAUAGAAAAUUUAUAAUGA
Tetrahymena thermophila SB210 is the source of this 1224-nucleotide messenger RNA. RefSeq names its product acetyl-CoA acyltransferase. Gene Ontology annotation, molecular function: acetyl-CoA C-acetyltransferase activity. NCBI's taxonomy places the organism in Eukaryota, Ciliophora, Oligohymenophorea, Hymenostomatida, Tetrahymenidae. The record is from RefSeq and is a predicted model, not a curated record. The transcript is spliced from 6 exons. Gene Ontology annotation, biological process: fatty acid beta-oxidation.